This is a messenger RNA of Bolinopsis microptera, 2633 nucleotides long. Its product is annotated as general transcription and DNA repair factor IIH helicase subunit XPB-like. Gene Ontology annotation, molecular function: 3'-5' DNA helicase activity; hydrolase activity; ATP binding. Lineage: Eukaryota; Metazoa; Ctenophora; Tentaculata; Lobata; Bolinopsidae. Gene Ontology annotation, cellular component: transcription factor TFIIH holo complex; nucleotide-excision repair factor 3 complex; transcription preinitiation complex. The transcript is spliced from 16 exons. Bases 18 to 2303 code for a protein of 761 amino acids. The record is from RefSeq and is a predicted model, not a curated record. Gene Ontology annotation, biological process: nucleotide-excision repair; transcription initiation at RNA polymerase II promoter.
AGAAGCUAUGUAACUUGAUGACGGGUAAAAGAGCGAGGAGAGACGGUGAGGAGGAUGGGGAGGGCAGUAAGAAGAAGAUAGCUAUUCCUAACAGCGCCAAACACUCCCUUCAAGCAGCAUUCGAAACACCCCGCGACGAAUAUGGGGCAUUUGAUUACAGGAAGGAGGUUAAAAUGAAGCCAGACCACAAGACACGACCCUUGUUUCUCACAUCAGACGGCCAAAUAUUCCUUGAAUCCUUCUCUCCCAUUUACAAACAAGCUCACGAUUUCUUGAUAGCGAUAGCUGAGCCUGUCUGUCGACCUGUUAACAUACACGAGUACAGGUUGACCCCAUACUCUCUGUACGCAGCGGUCAGUGUCGGUCUUCAGACCGAGGACAUAGUCAAAUAUCUCUCCCAGUUGAGUAAAACGUCCAUGCCGGCGGGUGUUGAAGACUUUGUGAGGAUGUGUACCAGUAGUUACGGUAAAGUUAAGCUGGUUCUCAAGCACAACAAGUACUUCCUUGAAACGGCUCACCUGGAUGUCCUGCAGUGUUUAUUAAAAGAUCCUGUUCUUGCUGGUGCCAGAGAAAGUUCAGGAGACAGUGCCGUGAUAGAGGAGAAGAUAUCAACAAAAGCUCACAUGUUCUCUACAAACAACAAGGCAGUGGCAGAACCUGCUCAGCCGGGAUCUUCUGCUGCUGUCUCUGCUGAGGCUCCGGACGAUCUGCAGGAGUUUCUUGAUAAAGAAGAUGAGGAGGAGGAGGUGUCCGAGAGCAAAGUUCUGUCCUUCCAGAUCAAACAGAAAGAUAUCGAAAACGUGCAAAGAAGGUGUAUAGAGAUCGAUUACCCGCUCCUGGCUGAGUACGACUUUAAGAACGACACCGUAAACCCAAACGUGGACAUGACGCUCAAACCAACCACCGUGCUCAGACCAUACCAAGAAAAGAGCUUACGGAAAAUGUUCGGGAACGGCCGUGCUAGAAGCGGUAUCAUCGUUCUACCUUGCGGUGCCGGUAAAACACUUGUGGGAGUAACCACAGCCUGUACUAUCCGUAAGAAGUGUUUAGUUCUUUGCACCAGCGCUGUCGCCGUGGAACAGUGGAAAUCUCAGUUCAAACUGUGGGCCAACAUUGAAGACAGACUCAUCGUCCGGUUCACAUCCUCGACCAAGGACAAGCCUGAUCAGAACACGGCGGUGGCGAUCAGUACUUACUCCAUGGUCAGUUUCACCAGCAAGCGGAGUUAUGAGGCGGAGAAGUCGAUGGAGUUUAUAAACGGCACCGAGUGGGGCCUGCUCCUUUUAGACGAAGUACACACCAUCCCAGCCAAGCAGUUCAGAAGGGUCCUGACGGAGGUUAAGGCUCACUGUAAGUUGGGACUAACAGCCACCCUCGUCAGAGAGGACGACAAAAUAGCUGAUCUCAACUUUCUCAUAGGGCCGAAAUUGUACGAAGCGAACUGGAUGGAGCUGCAGAGUUUAGGGUUUAUUGCACGUGUUCACUGCUCCGAGGUUUGGUGUCCCAUGUCUCCAGAGUUUUACAGAGAGUACCUCAGUAUCAAGAGUAGAAAAAGAAAAUUGUUGUACACAAUGAAUCCGAACAAGUUUCGAGCGUGCGAGUUCCUGAUAAAGUACCACGAACAGCGAUCUGACAAGAUUAUCGUAUUCUCGGACAAUGUGUUUGCUUUGAGGCACUACGCUAUCAAGCUCAAUAAACCCUUCAUUGACGGGCCAACUCACCAGACGGAACGGAUGAGAAUUCUCCAGAACUUCAAGUUCAAUCCUCUUCUUUGUACUGUCUUCAUAUCCAAGGUAGGAGACAACUCAUUUGAUUUACCAGAAGCUAAUGUUUUGAUACAAAUAUCAUCUCACGGAGGCUCCAGGAGACAAGAAGCUCAGCGGCUUGGUCGAAUCUUGCGAGCGAAGAAGAACAUGAUGUCUGAGGAGUACAACGCUUUCUUCUACACCCUAGUCUCCCAAGACACCCAAGAAAUGUACUAUAGCAACAAGAGACAGCGCUUUCUGGUCAACCAGGGCUACAGUUUUAAGGUUAUCAACAGGCUCGAGGGCAUGGACCAGCAAGACCUACAUUACAGCACGAAGGCAGAACAGGCGGAGCUCCUCCAAAAAGUUCUUGCUGCAACGGAUGCGGACGCGGACACCGAAGAAGUGCCAGUAGACGGAAUUGCCGGUUCCAGAUCCAAAAAUAAAUUCUUCCGAAAACAUGGAGAAUCCUCCGGUCUGUCAGGUGGUUCUGGUAUGUCAUAUAUGGAGUACAACAAAGGGAAACGCAAACAUCCGCUAUUCACAAAGUUCAGAUAGAAAUUAAAGACAUCUUGUUACUAGCACUACCUGGUUUUAAUUUAUUGUUUAUAAUUAAAUGAGGCCCUGCACUCUGCAGCUGCAGUGUAGUGAUUCGCUGACCGUUUUAACCAGGAAAUCUUCAGCUGAAUAUUUUCACAUCGUUCGGACAGGCAUUUUGUUUAAAACAGAACAUGACCUUUAUUACUUUAUAUUCGUUCUUUUAACAUUCGCGUUGGGAAGAUUAUUUGUAUCCGGGUAUAAUUUGGGUCUUUCAACGAAUUUUUCAAAUUUUCAAUUGUUCGAAAGGUAUUUAUUUUUAAUAUUUGUUUGAAAUUUUUAUCCCGGAAA